Molecule: messenger RNA, 1134 nt
Organism: Aspergillus ibericus CBS 121593
Lineage: Eukaryota; Fungi; Ascomycota; Eurotiomycetes; Eurotiales; Aspergillaceae
Product: putative S-adenosylmethionine-dependent methyltransferase
Exons: 2
Coding region: 64-1134 (356 amino acids)
Biological process (GO): peptidyl-lysine dimethylation; peptidyl-lysine monomethylation
Cellular component (GO): cytoplasm
Molecular function (GO): protein-lysine N-methyltransferase activity
Source: RefSeq, a predicted model, not a curated record
CCACUUCCUGCAAGCCAUCCAACCUUGACUCUCCGGACCAAGGAUACUCAACCCCUAGAAACCAUGGCCGACGAGAGCCAUCCGGCGCAUCUGUCGCCUAGCGAACUGGGCACGAAGGAUUACUGGGAAACAUUCUACGCCCGAACCCUCACCCACCUCUCCACGAAACACAACCCCUCCACCACAACCACCAAACCCCCUCCCAAAGACGACGAAAACUCUGACGCCGACUCCGACGACGAUGAUAUUGACGACGAUUCGGACCCCGGUACCUCCUGGUUCUCGGAACAUAAUGCCCCGGAUAAAGUGCUGCAGUUUUUGACGGAUGAGGAGUUUCCCCUUGCGCCUGUGAAUACUAUACCUGCUUCCUCUUCCUCACCCUCCUCUGGGGAAGAUAAAGAAGGCGGUGGUGGUAGUGGUCAACCGAGUAUUCUGGACUUGGGAACCGGCAACGGAAGCAUGUUAGCGCUACUUCGCAAACGGGGCGGAUUUAGGGGUGAGAUGGUGGGGGUGGAUUAUUCGAUUCGGAGUGUGGAGUUGGCGAGGGAGUUGCAGAGGUUGAGGAUUCAUUCGGCUUAUUUGUCUGAUUCUGAUGAUUCUGAUUCCGAUGCUGAGGGUGAGGAUGAGGGCAAGGAUAAAGAUACCAACAUCCGCUUCGAAGAAUGGGAUAUCCUACACCAUGGGGAAAACAACACCGAGAACGAAAAGGGAACAUUGGAUUGGUUCCCGUAUGACAAAGGCGGGUUUGAUAUUGUUUUGGAUAAGGGGACGUUUGAUGCGGUGUCGUUGUCGGAUGAGGUGGUUGUGGAAGGGGAUGGGGAUGAUACGGCUGCGUCCGCGUCGGGGAGGAAGAUCCAGCGGCGCGUGUGUGAACGGUACCCUGGGAUUGUGAGGGGGUUGGUGCGAAAGGGGGGGUUUGUGGUGGUUACGAGUUGUAAUUGGACCGAGGAGGAGUUGGUGCAUUGGUUUACUUCUUCUACUGGUACUACUGGUAGUGGUGGUGAAGGGCAAGAGGAUCGAUUGGUAGUUUGGGGUCGGGUUGAGUAUCCUCGGUUCCGGUUUGGGGGGAGAGAAGGACAGGGAGUGUGUACGGUGUGUUUCCAAAGGGUAGAGGGGAAGAAAGAGGAAGCUUGA